Messenger RNA from Homarus americanus (American lobster), 3275 nucleotides. Its product is annotated as kelch domain-containing protein 2-like. Gene Ontology annotation, molecular function: protein binding. The record is from RefSeq and is a predicted model, not a curated record. Bases 151 to 1344 code for a protein of 397 amino acids. The transcript has 11 exons. Lineage: Eukaryota; Metazoa; Arthropoda; Malacostraca; Decapoda; Nephropidae.
UGAGUGACGCCGUGAGGGAAGGUUGUGCUACUGGCUGCUCUGUGAUGGCACUGGACGUAUUUAUGUUCUGGAGAGUUGUUGUUGUUGAUAUAUAUAUCUAUCAUCUGUCCACACAAAUUUAUUAAACCUGCAAAAAGUGAAAUAUCUUCAAUGUCACGGCAAGAACCAAUUGAAUAUCAAUAUAUUCAUCGGAGAGCUGGACAUGUCAUGGUGGCCUUUGACAAUCGCUUAUUCGUAUGGGGUGGAUAUAUGGAGCUGCCUCACUCGGAACCUUAUACCCUUAUGACACCAAGCAAGUGCUUAUACCACCGUGCCAUAGAUGUUUUCAUGUAUGAUCCUAUGCUCAAAACAUGGACUCGCAGAAUGAGCAAUGGGCGCAUUCCAAUGCAGCUUUCGGGAUCUUGUGCUGCUGUUCACCACCAACACAUGUAUCUCUUUGGAGGUUGGACAAGCAAUACUUCAGAUAAGUAUGAAAAUAGUUCCAAUUCACUGUGGCGACUACACCUACCAUCACUGACUUGGGAACUGCUCUUUCCUGAUGGUAUUCCACCUUUUCCAUGUGACAAGGCUGCUUGCUGGGUUAACAAAAAUAGGUUCUACAUAUUUGGAGGUUUUGGUCCAUACAAAGAAAUGUAUAAAAUGCCUGGUAUCACUGUUAAGUUCGUGGCUGACGAUGUAUUUCCUAGUGGCUGGACAGACCAACUGGUAUAUUAUGACAUAGAAACUAAUAUGUGGGUGUGGCCAGAAACACAUGGACCAAAACCAUCACCUCGAGCAGCACACACAGCAGAUGUCACAGGAGACAAAGUGUAUAUUUUUGGCGGACGUUUUAAAGAUGUUAGAAUGAAUGAUUUACAUUGCUUGGAUCUUAACAGUAUGAGAUGGAGUGGCAAUUUGACGGAGAGUGCAAUUCAAGAAACUCCCGAGGGUCGAUCCUGGCACACAUUUAAUUUUGUAUCAAGAAAUAAGGCUGUUAUUUAUGGUGGUUUCAAUACAACACAACAAGUUUUAAAGGACAUCUGGGUGCUAGAUGUUACAAAUGGAAAAUGGCAGAAGUCACCCAAUGAGCAUGCCGGGCCUGUACUCUGGCACACUUCAGCAGUGGCAUACCCAGGAGAAGUGACCUUUUAUGGUGGAAUUAAGAAUAACCUUUUGGAUUAUUCACAGCCAAAGGAUCAUGCUGAGGGAUUAUUAGUGCUGAGAUUCAGUCCACCUUCCUUACAACGAUUGGCCAUAGAGGCUGUGUGUAAGCAUGAAGCGAAUCUCCGUGAACAGUGGGGUCUCUUGCCUCAUACUCUUCAGCAUAUUCUUGAAGUUCGCACUUCUCUGGAGAGCAUAAGUUAGCAAUUCACUGUAGAACAACCUCAAGGCAACAGUACUCAACUCAGUUUACACAUCACCCAAAAGCCCUUGCUUCUCAACACAUUUUCAGCUUACACAUUCAGUUUUUCAGUGCCUCAUUUUCCAGAUAUUUAUUAUUUAAUUCCUUUCCUUAUUGUAAUUAUAAUCACGCUUAAUAUUGUGAUGAUCAUUGUAUCAAGAUUAGGAGAUUAAGAGAUUCUUUGACAAGGACACUCUCAACCCCUUGAGUAUGAGGCAUCUCUCCAUGCCGAAUAAACUUGUCUGGCAUAAGCCAAAUAAAAUAUUGAAAGUGGGGUCCUUUAGUGAAGGGGUUAAGAUAUUUUUAGAAAGACACAAUUUGCACUUUAGACAAAUUUAUGUGCUAGAUUUAAUAUUUUGUUAAUAAUUUAUUACCCAGUACAGUAUUAACUAACCAUGACUGUCACCCUAAUGUUGAAUUCUACUGAGUUUGAUGCUUUAUAUCUGUUUUUUAAUUAUUGCAGCCCAUCUUAAUAAUCAUUGUUUGGUGUUUUGACCUCUACAUAUGAUGUAAAACCAAUUUGCUUUUGAUUUGUUAAUAUUAUGAUGGAUUUUGGACUCAUCAGCUGUUAGAAAUCCUCUGUAAAUAGACUAACAUAAUUAUUUCUUUAAAGCAAUACAGUAUUUAGGAUUGUGCAUAAUUGCAAUUUAAUAAUCAUGAACACUUGGAACAUAAGUAGAUAUACCAUCACCUCACUCUUCAUAUUAACAAAAUUCUUGUGAUUAUUGUCAAUAUUUGCUCGUAUUAUAGAAAAUCUCUUCUACAUACUUCAAAUCCCCCCUCCUAGUACAUCAUCAAGGCAUCACAAACAUUGUAUUGUAGUACUGUAUGUUACUGCAGUAUGGUCACAUGCAAGGUAGAUAAGGUUUUAGUAGGAUAUGGUGAUUUAUUUAUUUUCUUCAUUUUAGAGGCAUUUCAUUACAUUAUUACCCCUUCAGCAAGAUUCAGUCAGUCAGUCUAUUAUUAGUCCCUUUUCAUUAAAAAACCAGAGGGAGACCAUAAGAUUUCUAUUUGUUUGUCUCCUCAGUUUUCUGUUACUGCUCAUAUCACAAAAAUUAUUUACAAUUUUGAUAUUAAACUUUGCUCAAGUUUUAACCCAUUCACCGGUAACAAGGAUUUCUGUCUGACCCUGGCAGCUGAUCAAGCCUCUACUGCCCAAACUUUUUUGAAGGGAAGGGGGGGGGGGGGUUCUGUUUGGUAAGCUUAGAUAUUUACAGGUAAAGAAUCCACAAAAAAGUGUAAACAGAGUAGCUACGGGUAUCCCUGGUCGAGCAUUCUUUCACUUAACAUGAAUUCGGUUUAACACUAAAAAACUUUUGACACCCUUUCUCAUUUAACGUUAGGUCAGAAUUUGGUUUAGCGAUAACUUGACUCACUGGAAAGGGAAAAAACUAAGGAUGAGAUGGCCUGCGAGAUGGCAUGUUGCCAUUGUUACAUGUAAGGAAACUAUAAAAGUUGUGGAAAAAUCAUUACAGUACUCUAAACUGGCUUUGCAAUAACAAAAAUAUAAUAUAAAACUUUGAAAUAAGAAAACUGUAACUGUGUCGGGAGCCCAGCCAUGCUCUCUGACUCCUGCCUUCAAUGUGACAUCAUGGGUUGAAUAGUGUUGCAUCGCCCAGAGGAAAGUUUGAGUGUGGAAGGAAUUUUUUUUUAUUAAAAUAUGUGCUAUUGUAUUUUAUGAUAUGAUAAGUUGUGUAUGAAUUUUAUUAUUUGUCAUAGUAAUAUUUGUUAAUUUUUGAUGAAUUCAAUUGGAUUUUUUUUUUAAUAAGACUCAUCUUUUGCUCACUAAAUUUUUCAACUCUGAACCACAUUAUUUAUAUAGAAGUUUGUUGUUAAUUACUAACCAUUCAUAAAACUCAUUUACUGCCCUGCCAUUUAAACCUGUUGUUUGCCC